Tachysurus vachellii is the source of this 2189-nucleotide messenger RNA. It is a transcript of the gene fez2a, whose product is annotated as fasciculation and elongation protein zeta 2a. The transcript has 9 exons. NCBI's taxonomy places the organism in Eukaryota, Metazoa, Chordata, Actinopteri, Siluriformes, Bagridae. The record is from RefSeq and is a predicted model, not a curated record. The coding region runs from base 221 to 1330 and encodes 369 amino acids. Gene Ontology annotation, cellular component: axon; cytoplasm.
CACAGACACACACACACACACAGUCUUGUCAAUGUUUUAACCUGCUGUUGGCAAACUGAAUACAUUUAUAUGAAUAAAAUGUGCGUGUGUGUGUAUGUGUGUGUGCGUGUGUGUCUGUGUAUGUUUAUGUGUGUGUAUAUGUGUGUGUGUGGUCAUUGAGAAUUCCUGCACUAGAUGAACAGGACACUUGGAGCGUGUAACUCGGUGCUGCUCUGCAGGGAUGAUGGCGGCGCCUCGAGUGCAGGACCAGAGCGCAUUACAGCCUGAAAUACUGCAGGGAAAGAACAGACUCAGCCUGGACACGGCAGCGGAUCUGAUGCGCUUUACGGAUCUUGAUGAAAAUAUUGGAGACCGAUUUGACUUCAGAUCUGUGGAGGAACUGGUCGCCGACUUCGACAUGAAGUUAAAAGCGUGCUUUGGGAAUUUCGACGCUAAAGCCGAACUUAUAGAUAGCGUGAAUCCUCUAACAGAGGACACUGUGUUAAAAAACGACGAGAUCUGGAACGCUCUGACUAAUAAUUAUGGAAAUGUCAUGCCAGUAGAUUGGGAUCAGUCUCGCACCCGCUCACUUCAGCUCCCAGUGCUGCACAUUGAGGACAGGCCAAGGGUUAAUAAUGUGAAUCUGGAUGUGUCUGAUGAUGACGAUCUGAGGGAACAAAUGGACAUGCACUCCAUCAUUGUGUCCUGCAUUAAUGAUGAGCCUUUCCUUACUGCAGAGCAGGUGAUUGAGGAGAUAGAGGAGAUGAUGCAGGAUUUUCCAGAGCAGAACCCUACUGAGAAAAACCUGAUACACAGAUCCAGCACUCAUGAAUUUGAGGAGAGAGUACGGGCUCUUAGAGUUGCAGAGCUGAGUGAGUUAUUGGAGGAGGUGGAGACGGCGAUCCGCCACUAUUCUGAGGAGCUUGUGCGGCAACUGGCUCUUAGAGAUGAGCUCGACUUUGAGAAGGAAGUGAUGAACAGUUUCAUCUCUGUGCUGAUUGAUGUACAGAACCUUCAGAAAGAGCACAAAGAACUUCUGAAAAAGAAGAGGGAAGUAAAGAGUGGAGUCAGAGAGCAGAACAGCAGACUUCACAGAUUGUCCGCAACUCGCUUCAGCAUGGGGAGCAUCUCUACUGCUAUUCAAAAUGGCUUUCGCCAAACAUUUGGGAAUAUUGGAGAGGAGAAACAGUACCUCACUACAGUCAUUCCUUAUGAGAAGAAAGAUGCACCUCCCUCAGUUGAAGAUCUUCAGGUUCUCACAAAAAUUCUUCAAGCCAUGAAGGAUGACAGUGACAAAGUGCCCAGUCUUUUGACAGACUACAUCCUUAAAGUGCUUUGCCCUUCCGAAUAGAGGAGGUGAAGAAUGUGUUGAUAAAAGACUGAAUUUCCAGAAUGUGAAGGAUUUCCAGAUGGAUGACUUGCCCCAUUUACAUAAUGUACGCAUAUGUAUAAUGCAGUUUUCUUUGUCCCAUUGCUUGAAUCUCUUUAAGUAUGUCUCCAUUUGAUACAUUUUCACUAUAUAUGAAGGGAAAACUUUAUAUUAUUGAAUUUUAUGUAAGGCUACAUGCUGUAGUAUGGAGAGUUCAGCUUAAACAAAACUCUAAAAUGUUUUUUGUUCAAUGAAAGUGCUCUUACAACCAACCUUUGCAACAAAGGCAUGUUUCAUCUUAGUCCUGAUGUAUCAACAGUGCAUACAGUAUGAUUUCUUCUGCCUGUGUGUGUGUGUGUGUGUGUGUGUUUGACACUGCCUUGGAGUUCUCCUAAGGAGUGUUUUAGUUCAAAUCCCAAGGGUUGAUAAGUUUUUAUUUAUCCUGAAAACAUAUUAAAUAGAGGUUGCUGUUCUCACAUGGUAAAUCAAAACACUAACAAAUUUCAUUUCAAAUGUUUUAGGCAGCUGUUAAUAUUUUAUGUUAAGAUCUUAACGUCUUAAUGUAAAACUGAUACUUACAAGUUGUUACGGAGUGACACGGUGUAGUAGCGUGUUCGAUAGCCACGUGACAGCUCCAGGGUCCAGUGUUUAGUUUAUUGUGCAGUGUUUCACAUGUUUCCUCUGGGUUCUCCAGUUUCCUCCCCCCACAAGACAUUUGUCAGUAGGUUAAUUGGCUACUCUAAAAUCAGUAAUAAACUGGUGUCCCAUCCAGCGUGUACUCAGAUGCACAAUGUUCCCAGACUUGGCUCCAUGUUGACCAGGAAAAGAAAAAUAUUAGCAG